AUGAAUGCCUGUGCCAUUCAAGCCUUGGAAGCCGCAGCUCAAAUAUUGAUGGCGCCACCAAAUUUGGUUACAUCAGAGCAACGCCAUCAGGCAGAAAGUGUUUUUUUGGAAUUUCGUACAACAAAGAAUCCUUAUGAAUUAUGUCGGAACAUUCUUGAGAAAUCUACAUCAGAAUAUGUUUUAUUUGAGGCUGCUGGUCUGAUAAAAUCAGGGCUUAUCAGAGAAUGGAGUUUGCUUUCUAAGGAUGAUACUACUUCAAUAAGAGAAUAUUUGUUAAAUUAUUUGCUGAGAAAAGAAAACCCACCAUUUUUAAAGGAGAAAUUGCUGCAGACCAUUGCCAUAAUAAUCAAAAGAGAAAGUGUUGAUGAUGGUGGCCGAGAGAGAAUGGCAUUAUUAGUUGGAGUUCUGGAGCAUAUAAUUCGUUCUGGGCGGAUGCCUGAGGGAGAUCAGGCGCAAUUGACCAAACAGUUGAUAACUAUAGUCGAAACGGUUUUGUGCUGGAGUCACGUGUCCCCCCUGCUAUCGAAAAGAUUGAUUGGUGCGUUUGAAGCCAUAUACGAGAGUGAAACUGCUCCCGCAUUGCGACUUAGCGCAAAUUGGCGCGACACUAUAAUGAAGCCGGAGCUAAUAGCACUGUUCUUUGAGCUACAUGUAUAUGUCAGAUGUAAGCCAGAGCUGGUUGUACCUUCGUUGGCCUGUAUGGUGCAAUUGGCUAGUCUGAGCGGUGUGAUAGUGUCAGAUAGUAAUUUGAAACAGCAAUAUUUGGAGAACUAUGUGAACAACUUUCUGCGCAUGUUGUCUUUCAUACAGCCAUCUGAGAGGGAGAUGCUGGGUAUAUCGGAGAUUUAUCGUAGGCUGAUACAGUUCUUCACGCCGCCUAUGAUUGCGGCGACCCCACCGGCUUUCCUGCAGUUUUUGACAACGUAUACGUGCCAUUGUAUUAGAGGAUCUAUCAUAGAGGAGGGUGUUAACGAGGAGACAGUUCUGAGAGAAGCACUAAAUAAAUUCCUUCAUAGUUGGAGUUCAUUGGUGCAUGAUGUAGACGGUUAUUCGGAGGAUACAUUACGAAAUCCCUGCAUAGAAGUGUUUAAUACCUACCUACAGUGCAGACUGGCUCCACCGGAUGGUAUAAGGGGCCUGGAGGCGAGGGACGGCUGCGGCGACGAGGUGAGGGAGGAGACGGAGGAGGACGAGCGGCAGCUCCACGGCGACGUGCUGAUGACGAUAGGCGCGAUGGCGAGGCGGGCGCCUGCCCACUGCUGCCACGUGCUCUUCACGCUGCUACACGACAGGAGCAAGAGAUUAGAGAGUCAUUUGCAAUUGGUCCACAUGGGGAAGCUACCGGUGAACAGUACCGAUCAGUUGGUCCCACUGUUUGAGGACUUACACUGGAUUCUGAUGAUCAUCGGUCAUUUCCUAGCAGUGGACUGCUCGACGAGCUCGCUGCGGAUACCGACGGAGCUGCUGCAGUACAGCCUCCGAGAGAAUGCCAACAUCGACUCCUCCCUCCGUUACUUGGUCGGCGAGUCGACCGACACGGAGAACGUGGAUCCCAUACUCAAAUUAGUCGGUGCGGUGUUCCGCAUAAGCGAAUGGGAGUGCGCCGCAUUGGAGGCGGGUCUCGGGGGAGUAUUCAGUCCAGAACUUUCCGCGACCAUCUCUUGGUCGCUGAAGAUGUGGGCCAACACGUAUCUAAUAGUUGACCCACCUUCUACUGAGACUUCGUCGGUGGUGGAGUGCGCGUUCCGGCGCGAGUGGGACGGGUCCGCGUGGGCGGUGCGCCGCCUGGCGAGGCGGUGCGGCGUGGUGCUGCGGCGGCUCGGCGCGCAGCCGGUCGCCGCUAGGCACGCGCUGCAACUGCUCGCGCGCACCGCCAACGUCUACCCCAACAAGAACCACCUCGCCGGCUGCCAGGAGUUCAUGGACCUGAUCACGUGGGAGGCCUCGGGCAGCAACCUGCCCGGGGAGCUGAGGAGGGAGCUGCACAGGGUGUUCGCGCGCGUGGUUUUCCUCACUGACGGGGAAGCAAAGAACCGCCUUCUGACCAGCAUGGCGGCGUUACACCAGAACCUGAUGAACAUUCUAAACCUGGACCAGGACACUGAGCCCGUGAGGAACAUGCUCGCCGACACACUCGACUGUUUCCUAGGAGUAGCCGAGGGCAUCAUCGAGUUCGGCCCGAUGGACGAGCAGCUGACGAUGCUGCUCAAUACCCUGGAGAAGGUGCCGGGCAUUAUAUUCAAAUACCACAACUACCCGGUAGUGGUUGUUCCGGCGCUGAAGCUGCUCUCGAGGAGCGCUAAAACCGCGAUGCCCACGGGUCAGCAGGAGACCGUCAACAAGAUCGUGGAAAUUUGCAACGCUACAUUCGAAGUUUACGCGAGAUGGAACUCUGGAAAGAUAUCCAGCAUUCCGCAAGAUGCCGAAGAGGAGGCAUUCGAGGACCUCACCGCGCUGAUGGAGCUGGUGCGGUGGGCGGCGCGCGGCGAGGCGGGGCGCGGCGCGUGCGCGCGCGGGCUGCGGCUGCUGCUGCCGCUGGUGUCGCCCGCGCUGCUCGCGGCGCCCGUGCUCGCGCAGCGCGCCUUCCGCCUGCUCAGGGACCUCGAGGCGGCCGAGAAGCUGUCCUCGCUGCCGAUCGAGGAGUACGGCAUGGUGGUGGCGGCGCUGCGCGUCGGGCUGGCGGCGGUGUCGAGCGACGUGUGCACGCUCUGCUGCGACACCGUCACGGGCCUGGCGGGCGGGGCGCAGGCGGCGGGCGCGGCGCACGCGCAGGCGCUGCUCUCGCUCGCCGAGCUGCUGCUCAUGCUCAUCAUCAAGGGCGAGGUGCCGCCCGACUCGAUCCCGGCGGCCAGCGCGGCCGUGUACGCCCUCACGUGCCUGAAGCCGUCGCUGCUGGAGGGCCUGGCGCGGCAGGUGAUCGGCGCGUUCGCCGCCGGCGACCCGGCCAACGCGCCCCGCCUCGAGGACGCCUUCCGGCUGCUCACCGGCGGCGUGCUGUUCGACGGCCACCGCCCGCACAAGAUUCGCUUCCAGGACAACUUCGACAAGUUCCUGGCGAGCGUGCACGGCUUCCUCAUCGUCAAG
This is a messenger RNA of Iphiclides podalirius (scarce swallowtail), 3084 nucleotides long. Lineage: Eukaryota; Metazoa; Arthropoda; Insecta; Lepidoptera; Papilionidae. The record is from the annotation of a GenBank genome assembly.